Messenger RNA from Pseudopodoces humilis (Tibetan ground-tit), 684 nucleotides. Lineage: Eukaryota; Metazoa; Chordata; Aves; Passeriformes; Paridae. The record is from the annotation of a RefSeq genome assembly.
AUGAACCUAAGUUUCUUCGACCAAUUUUCAAGCCCCUCCCUACUAGGAAUCCCUCUAAUCCUAAUCUCAAUGCUAUUCCCAGCCCUACUCCUCCCCUCCCCUGGCAACCGAUGGGUCACCAAUCGACUCUCAACCCUACAACUAUGGUUUAUCAACCUAAUCACAAAACAACUAAUAAUACCACUCCAUAAAAAAGGCCACAAGUGAGCCCUAAUCCUAACAUCCCUUAUAGUCUUCCUACUACUGAUCAACCUCUUAGGCCUCCUGCCCUAUACCUUCACACCAACCACCCAACUAUCCAUAAACCUAGCCCUAGCCUUCCCCCUCUGACUCGCCACACUCUUAACAGGAUUGCGAAACCAACCCUCCGCCUCCCUAGGCCAUCUCCUCCCAGAAGGCACCCCCACGCCCCUGAUCCCAGCCCUAAUUAUGAUCGAAACAACAAGCCUCCUCAUCCGCCCCUUAGCCCUAGGCGUCCGCCUAACCGCCAACCUAACCGCAGGCCACCUCCUCAUUCAACUCAUCUCCACCGCCACAAUAGCCCUAUUCUCAACAAUACCAGCAGUAUCCCUACUAGCCUUACUAGUUCUUUUACUUCUAACCAUCCUAGAAGUAGCAGUAGCCAUAAUCCAAGCCUACGUUUUCGUCCUACUACUAAGCCUUUACCUACAAGAAAACAUCUAG